CGUAUAUAAGUUUCCUCUUUUCAAGUACUAUUGAGUACAAGUAACUAUCAGUAUGAUAUCAAAUGUAAAUGUUGAUAAAGUCUUUCAAUCGUUGCUGCGAAUAGUAAAGAAGUAAACAAACAGCUUACAAAAAGUCAAAUACGAUGAAUCAAAUUCUCUGUAAGCUUGUCCUGGUAACUUCGUUUGCUGCAUAUUCGGCCACAUCAGAUGUGUCACAGAUUCAAUGCAAUGCUACAGUUGAUGAAACAACGGAAACUUCGCUACCUUUUGUAAUACUUAAUAUCGAACAUCUGUACAGCAGUGUAACAAAUGGCGUUCCAUACAGUAAAGCUCCCAGCAUCGUACCAGGGGUUACGUUUGGAGGAAAUAUUUCCUCAUAUGCUGUCAGUUUUGCUGUAUCUCGUUCAAAUACACAAAAAAUUACAUUUGCAUACAAUGGAUCACAUAUUUGUGCUUCUGCGCAACUUCGUCUAGAAACUGAUACCUGCUGGAGUGGUUCCUCAACCGGAUGUAACAAUAAAAAAACAACAUGUGAUUCUACCUGUUUUCUGUCAAACGAAUUCUAUGAACGACAUACCGUAAAACUCUUUUACAGUUUAACGUCAAGUUCUAGUAUUGGUACUUGGACAAUGUCAGACUGGCUAUCGUUGUAUACGACAUCAAACAAACAACUAGAAUGUUUCCAUAGAGACGAGGGUUUCUACAGAUUCGAAAAUAGUCAAUAUAUUAAAGAACCGAACUUAACUCGGGUUACAUGUCCAAUAGGACAACGUUGUCGAAUCACACUAGGGAAAGUGGUCCCUUCGUCCAUACCAAAAGCAUAUGUAGGAUGUGAAAGAGAUAACGGACACUAUGAUGGCUGUGAACAGGGAUGUAGCACUUGGCAAAGAUCACCAUCCGGAUAUAGAGAAAGAUGGGCUGCUAUGUGUAGAUACUGUUGUAAUGAGAGUUUGUGUAACAACCCUGUGAAAUGCAGUAAUAUAAAAUGCGAUUUAAGUUCAGCAUUGACAGAAAAUGAUAUGUCGAAUUUGAGUCAUAGAAAUAUUGGAAGUCAUGUGGUUUUUGUAUUGGUUUUAUACAUAACUCAUGUACUGAUUUGAAGAAAAUGCUGAAGAGUUCGUUCAUCUUUGAUAUCCUUGUAAUGGAUACCGCUUGUUAACCGGGACUAUUAAUAGACCAUGUUAGAAAAGUCGUACACUGAAGAAAAUAAAUUUACGAACAUUACAUGUUUUACCAUAACUGUUUCAUUGAAAUAAUAUUCAGCUUUUUAUUUUGAACAUAUAUUAUAUUAUCUUAUCACUGCUUAUGGAAGUUUAGAGUAAUUUUCAAAAAAAAACCUAAAACAUGCAAAAUCUCAUUACUCGACACUUGUCGCAAACAUUCAUCCAAAUUCAUCCAAAACAUUAUAUGUAUCCUGUUGAACUAAACGUAUCACUUGCACGUUUCAUAAAUAAAGGUAAAAGUCAGUUAAAUUGUA
This is a messenger RNA of Mytilus californianus (California mussel), 1477 nucleotides long. RefSeq lists its product as uncharacterized. Lineage: Eukaryota; Metazoa; Mollusca; Bivalvia; Mytilida; Mytilidae. The transcript has 2 exons. The coding region runs from base 144 to 1100 and encodes 318 amino acids. The record is from RefSeq and is a predicted model, not a curated record.